GUUGUCCACCUAAAUCAUUUGUAGGCGUGUGUAUCGUUGACGUGUCCCGCCCACUGGCCGGUCUGCAGAUUUGCAGAGAAACGAUUCAGAGUCAGUGCUCUGGUUAAAAAAAUGCACUCUGAUGCGGCAAUCGCCAAAUGUGCUAGUGGUCCACUCCCUACCAUCCCAAAUACACAAGCGGGUGUGAUAUAGAACAGCCGACGGCGUAGACGCAACAGCGCGACGCGGUGGUGCAGGGCCCCCGCGAGCGAGCGCGCGCGCGCAGACACACAGCUGGCUUAAACGUGUCCCCACAGCCUCUGCGGGCGAGCUAAUGAGCGUUAAGCGGGGUCGUGUGCGGGAUAUCCCUACUGAGCGUCCUGUAAUCCUUCCACUGGCACUUCCACCGGCAUGCGAAAACUUGGAUUUUCAGCUGAACUCCCACCUGUCUACUCUGGCCAGCAUUCACAAGAUCUACCACACGCUCAACAAGCUGAACCUGACAGAAGACAUUGGGCAGGACUCUCAUCCAACAGGCUCCCUGCACUCCUGCAGCUCCAGGGCCAUGCCCCCCAGGAAAAAGAGGAGACCCACCGCUGGGGACGACCUCUCUGCCAAGAAGAGCCGCCCGGACAGUAUGUUCAGAAAACACGAUGCCUCGCGGAUCAAGAAUGAAGACGCGUUCUCCAGCAAACGAUGCCUGGAGUGGUUUUAUGAAUAUGCAGGAUGUGAUGAUGUCGUUGGGCCGGAGGGUAUGGAGAAGUUCUGUGAGGACAUUGGAGUGGAGCCUGAGAAUGUGGUCAUGCUGGUUUUGGCGUGGAAGCUGGAGGCGCAGUGUAUGGGCUACUUCACCCUGCAGGAGUGGCUCAAAGGAAUGGGAGCCUUGCAGUGUGACUCCACAGAGAAACUGCGUAACAGUCUGGAUUACCUGAGGUCCAUGCUCAACGACUCCACCAACUUCAAGCUCAUCUACAGAUACGCUUUUGACUUUGCACGGGAGAAGGACCAAAGGAGCUUAGACCUUAACACUGCCAAGUGCAUGCUGGGAUUGCUGCUGGGGAAGAGCUGGCCGCUGUUUCCUGUGUUUAACCAGUUCCUGGAGCAGUCCAAAUAUAAAGUGAUAAACAAAGACCAGUGGUGUAAUGUGCUGGAGUUCAGCAGAACCAUUAACCUGGACCUUAGUAACUACGACGAAGACGGAGCAUGGCCAGUUCUGUUGGAUGAGUUUGUGGAGUGGUACAAAAGCAGGCCGAUCUCUCAGCACUGAACCUCAGCAGCAUCGGCCUGGCAGGAUCCCGCUCGUCGGACGGGACUGGCGUUUUUUCCCGCCAAACUGCCCACGUUUCAGGAAAGGGGUGGUGCGGGGAGGGGCGGGACAGUCACUCCCCACUGGUCUCUGUGUCAGCUGAUGUACAGAUUAGUGGAACCCCCCCAGCCCCACCCCUUCCCGAAGUAAAG
Molecule: messenger RNA, 1437 nt
Organism: Anguilla rostrata (American eel)
Lineage: Eukaryota; Metazoa; Chordata; Actinopteri; Anguilliformes; Anguillidae
Gene: dcun1d4
Product: DCN1, defective in cullin neddylation 1, domain containing 4 (S. cerevisiae)
Exons: 12
Coding region: 314-1246 (310 amino acids)
Biological process (GO): protein neddylation
Cellular component (GO): ubiquitin ligase complex
Molecular function (GO): ubiquitin-like protein binding; cullin family protein binding; ubiquitin conjugating enzyme binding
Source: RefSeq, a predicted model, not a curated record